Molecule: messenger RNA, 1749 nt
Organism: Auanema sp. JU1783
Lineage: Eukaryota; Metazoa; Nematoda; Chromadorea; Rhabditida; Rhabditidae
Source: the annotation of a GenBank genome assembly
AUGGCCGGGGCUGUUCAGCCCUCUGAGGGCCCUUCCCUCUCACUUUCCUUCCGUAAUACGCAAUUGUUCCAUCUCGUAAUGAAGGCGUUGGAAUCGACCGGAAAUACAACAUCGUUGCCGGAUUUACUGGACGGCAGUUCCGAAGUUGUUUCCCUAUCUUCCAGUUAUGGAGAGGAAUCCCUGGUUGCCGCAAUCAUUGUCAUUGGGGCAAUCUUCUCUAUAUUGACAACAGUAGGAAAUCUGAUGGUAAUGAUAAGCUUCAAAAUCGAUAAACAGCUUCAAACUAUUAGUAAUUACUUUUUAUUCUCAUUAGCUGUAGCUGAUGUCGCCAUCGGAAUGAUAUCAAUCCCAUUGAUGACAUACUACUUCGCAAUGAGGUCGUGGGGCAUUGGAUACACUAUGUGCCAAUUCUGGUUAUGCGUGGACUAUCUGAUGAGCAAUGCUUCAGUAUUGAAUUUAUUGUUGAUAUCAUUUGACAGAUAUUUUUCUGUAACAAGGCCGUUGUCAUAUAGACCCAGGAGAACAACUAAGAAAGCUUUGACUAUGAUAGCUUGCACCUAUAUAAUAUCAACGAUCUUAUGGCCGCCAUGGAUUAUCAGUUGGCCAUACAUAGAAGGCAAAUUCACUGUAGAACCGGGUACUUGUGUUGUUCAAUUCUUAGAAACGAAUCCUUAUGUCACUGUUGGAACAGCUAUAGCUGCUUUCUACUUGCCUGUUACCAUUAUGAUCAUCUUAUACUUUCGGGUCUACCGUGAAACUCAGAAACGACAGAAAGAGUUCGGAAAGCUGCAAGCUUCUCAGUUUCCUCGGCGAUCUAUUCGAAGGGACACCUCUUCCAAUUCCAUCAUAAAGAAUGAACGUUCUGGAUCUGAGAAGAAGCAUGCUUGGUCCUUCUCUCUUUCACAGAAUAAGCCUACUGUCGCUAAUCGUAAACGAGCUUCUUGGCUUCGAUACUGUACUGGCAGAUCUCAGACAUCAUCUGAAGAUAGUUCUGAAGCAGCAGUUGUCAACGUGGAUGAUACUUCAAUGACAUCUUCUUUAUAUACAUCGAAACGGAAGAAUACUAGCCCAACAUGUAGUCCGAUGCCACCAAAUGAAGAUACGCAGUCAGCUGAGACCCACGUUGAGAAUAGUCCACGUAACGGAUCAUAUAGAUUUCGGUCAAGAGAUCGACCAGAUAGACCUGUUUUAGAUACAUAUACGGUUUUGAUAGAGCUGAAAGAUGAAGGAACGCGUCCAAGUGUGCGCUUGAGUACCUGUGAAUCCCCAGUUAUAGAAAGACCUGAGAAUGUUCUUCGUUCAAAGAGUGAGAUGAUUACCGAGCAUGCAAAUGAGUUUGGAAAGCGGUUAAGUCAUAAAGAAACUACCUCUCCAACCAAGAAUGGACGUUUGUUAAAGGGUUUCUCCUCUGUCAAUGAUCGUAAGAGUGAGAAAGAGAGAAAGAAAAAUGAACGGAAGCAAGAGAGUAAAGCUGCCAAGACGCUAUCAGCCAUUCUAUGUGCUUUCAUAGUCACAUGGACGCCUUAUAAUUUAAUUGUAUGUUGGGAAGCAUUCUUUCCAAAAACUAUCCCAGACACACUGUUUCAAAUCAGUUACUGUCUAUGUUAUAUCAAUUCAACAAUAAAUCCUCUCUGUUAUGCUCUAUGUAACGCCAGAUUCCGUCAUACCUACCAGCGUAUUCUGCGAUGUAAAUAUGGUACAGAAAGGCCGAAUAUUAGUCGAAAUGCGUACAUCCGUCGUCAAUGCUGA